GGCGGCGGCGCCGGCUGCCGCGGAGCCAGCCGAGUCCCAGCGCCUCACCUGCGCCCGCUGCGGCGGGCCCACCGACCGCCUCGCCACAGCGUGCCUGUGUCGUGCUCAUCUUGCCGGAUCUGUGGUGAAGAAGUGUUCAGUGCAGCCUGGAGGGAGGAUUAAUUUAUUUUUGGAAAUCAAGUGCAAUAUUAAAGGAAAGCAAACCGCACUGCAUUAUUGGAAGCCAUUUCUGCUAAUUUUAUUACAUUUUAAAAUUGAUGGUUUGAUUUGCAUACUGUCAUGGGAGGAGCUGUGAGUGCUGGGGAAGAUAAUGAUGACUUGAUUGAUAACUUAAAAGAAGCGCAGUAUAUCCGCACUGAGAGAGUGGAGCAAGCCUUCAGAGCGAUUGAUCGCGGAGAUUACUAUGUGGAAGGCUACCGGGACAGUGCUUACAAGGACUUAGCCUGGAAACAUGGCAACAUACACUUGUCAGCACCAUGCAUUUACUCUGAAGUGAUGGAGGCGCUGAAACUUCAACCAGGAUUGUCUUUUCUUAACCUGGGAAGUGGAACCGGAUAUUUAAGUACAAUGGUGGGCUUAAUUUUAGGUCACCUCCACAGGCAGAGGAUUCCCAGGUUUCCAGCACCAGGUCUGUCUGCUGAGCUCUGGACACUCCGCAUCCUCCAAGCUGGCCAACAAGCUGGAUACUUGAUUAUGCAGUGCUUACUGCAUGCCUCUUCUUCAGUGUGCACGAGAUGCCCAAGUCUGUCUCCAGCUCAAGGUCCUUUUGGAAUAAAUCAUGGGAUUGAGCUUCAUUCAGAUGUGGUGGAGUAUGCCAAGGAAAAACUGGAGAGCUUCAUCAAAAAUAGUGAUAGCUUUGAUAAAUUCGAGUUCUGUGAACCUGCAUUUGUGGUUGGUAAUUGUCUGCAGAUAGCGUCCGACAGCCAUCAGUAUGAUCGGGUCUACUGUGGGGCUGGAGUGCAGAAGGACCAUGAGCACUACAUGAAGAUCCUGCUGAAGGUCGGGGGCAUCCUCGUGAUGCCUAUAGAAGACCAGUUAACACAAAUUAUGCGAACUGGACAGAACACUUGGGAAAGUAAAAACAUCCUUGCUGUGUCAUUUGCCCCACUUGUGCAGCCGAGCAAGAAUGACAAUGGCAAACCAGAUUCUGUGGGCCUCCCCCCCUGUGCUGUCAGGAAUCUGCAGGACUUGGCUCGUAUUUACAUUCGACGCACACUUAGAAAUUUCAUAAAUGAUGAGAUGCAGGCCAAGGGGAUUUCUCAGAGGGCUCCGCCCAAAAGGAAGAGGAAGAGGGUCAAGCAGAGGAUUAACACUUACGUCUUUGUGGGGAAUCAGCUCAUUCCUCAGCCUCUAGACAGUGAGGAGGAUGAGAAGAUGGAGGAAGAUGAAGAGGGGGAGGAGAGAGAGCGCGGCGAAACCCAGAAGCUGGAGGAGCCGCCCCAGAACCUGCUGCGGGAGAAGAUCAUGAGGCUCCCCCUGCCCGAGUCUCUGAAAGCUUACUUGACGUAUUUUCGGGAAAAAUAACUUAGAGCAAGAAGAAAGAAUGCCUACUGAUAAUUCCUUUAGUCUUGAAAAUGUAGCAUUUGUUAGAGGUUAAAAGAGAAUUCUUUCUUUCAUCACAGUGACUUUUUAGUGGAAAAAGUAUAACUUGUUUCUGUCUUAGUAAUAAAAAUGAUGUAUUCUGUGAUUAAAAAGAAUCCCUUUUAUAAAAUAUAUUUUUCUUUAAAUCUUGGAAAAAUUGCUGUUUAACUCGGAGCAGCUUCAAGAGUGGAAUGUAACAGUAGUCGAGACUGGGUCCUUCAGAUCCUCGUCUGGUUCCUUACAGACUAGUAGUGGUGAGGGUUAGAUUUGAUUUUCCAUAAGGUGAAAUAAUCGUGAAGCAUAUGUAGUCUGAUUCGAAUUGCAGCCAUUUGCAUUUCCUCCAUGAAACCUUUAUCUAACAAGGAAAUCAGAAGCUUUGUGUGUUGCAGUCACUAUUGCUGAGUUGCUGUAGGUCUGUUCCGGGCAAUGUAUGAGUGCAAUAACGAUGCAGAUACGGAGUAACGUAGCUUUAAAAAGCCUCCUUUCAGGGAGUUCAACAGCACUGCUCUCUUGCUCUUGAAUCUGUUGCCAAAAGACAUGGGGAAAACAUCUUCUCUCAUAGAGAUUUUAGGAGCACGUCAAGUGAAUAUUGAAGUAAAACGUAUAUACUUAAUACAACUGUUAGUUUGUGUGGACCCUUUACAUUUUCAGUAUUUAACAAUGAUCAGGUUAUCUUACUUUGAAGUUUUAGAAGACAGUAUAUUUAGGACGGUUUUCCCUGUAGCCCACCGUAUAAAGUAUUUGCUUUAAGAGAGUCCGUUGUCCUACGCGACUGUGGGUGGCUCAUCGGUGAAUCGGCCUGAGCGGGCUGGUCACGGGUGCACUUUAGCAAAGGGAACUCCUGGUUCAUUGGCAGGUUCAUCCUUGACAAGUAGGGCUGCGCCAGCCUGCAUUUGCUUUGAAAUUCAUCUUUGUAGCAUAGAAAGUAUUCACAGAAAUUAUAUGUAGGUGACCUUUUCUUUGAAACUUCGGAAUCAUUGUGUAAUCUUUGGGAUCUACAUUGGGCUCAUUUAAUUUCUUCCCAUGUUUUUAUUUUGUUCUUGUUUCUUGUGGUAAAGUAACAGUGAUUUUCAUUUUUUUGCUUAAUAUCACAUACUACUGUAUUCAUUAUUUGAAUGUCAGUAGUGAAACAGGUGGUAAAUGCCAUUAUUAGUGUGUUUCUUUUCUUCCUACUAGGGCCUGAAGAGUCAUUCCUUGUUUAAGAAAGUAUACAGCGUAGCAUAUUUACUAUUUAGUGUUCCAUGGAUUAUAUAUUUUUUAAAAGGAAAAAUUUGAGAGUAUCACUUACCACCACCAGCAUCACUGUUAACAACUGUUGAACAAGUAUGCUUGAGGAAACGCACUCAAUGUGUAGUGGAAGGAUUAUUAUGUCUCUGCAAAGAUUCAACCGUUAGAUGAAUGGUUUAAAAAAAUCUCAGCUCUGGUAAUUCCACACAUCUAAAAACAACUGUUUGAAAUAUUCUAAGCGUGAACUAUCCCAGGUAAAUCAGGAUAUUUUAGUAAUGUGAAAGAUAAUUUCGUGGAAGCUGUUUGUUUUUUACCAUGGACUGGGCUUGGGCGUUGGGGGUGUCUCCACAAUUUUUCUUAGGUGAUUACUAAGCUGUUAUUGUUAAGAAAUGCCCCAUUCAUUUCUAUCAAGGAAAAAAAAAUAGUUUCAUACAAUUAUCAUGUUAGAAAUGUUCAUUUUAUUUUGAAAUCAGUGUCCAUUUUAGAAGUUUAAUUUUGAGUUAAACUUAUUUUUAUCUCGCCGCCCCCCCACCAGUUUGUUGUUUUUGGGGCAAGUGUUCAGAUACGUAAACACAACGUUUUCUUAAAUCAUGGUGUUAACUAUUCAUGAGGGACGUUUUUGUUAAGGAUAUAUUUGAAGAUGGAGUUUUUCACAUCAGCUUUCAUUCUGUUGGCUUUGGCAAAAUGUACAGUAGGUUUUCAUAAUCAUUGCCUAUUUUUUGUCAUUGAAAUGUAUCUUUUGUGUUUUUAAAUGCAUUUAUUUCACAGUUGUGACUUUACUAUUGACUUUAAAUAAAGAAGUAGAAAUAAAAAAUGAAAUUUUAAGCAAAAGCCCUUUUAUCUAUUAAUGGGAAUAUAUUAGAAUGAUUAAGAAUAUUUUGGGUGUUUAUUUUUUAAUGAAUCAUGUUAUAUUUGAGUGUGGAUAAUUAUGCUUUAUAGGUGGAGAGGUAGCAAAUAAAGUUGAAGUAAUUGAAAAUGAUCAGAGUAUUCAUGGGAUUUUACAGUGGGGUAAUUAUUUGUUUUUGCGGCGAGAAAGUAGGCCUAGGGAGGGAGCACGACGACUCCCCCCCCCUCAGUCAGAUUGCUGCUUGGAGAUGGCUUGAAAUAGCAUCCAGAAUCUGAUAAAGCCCGAGAAACUGCCAGCAACACCAUAACUGCCAGGAACAGCAUUUAAAUCUGUACUGCUUAUUGGUCGAUAUAUCUGGUUCUAGUACUAAUAAAGAAAAAUGUCAUUAAAAUAGCAUACAUAGUAGUUAAAAUACAGAAUGUGUAAGUGUUGGUUUCUAGCUGUUUGAGAGGACAAAAGUGAAGCAAAACCUGUUAAUUUAUGGGAAAACUUGGAAAAUUAUUUUAAAUAAACAGUUGCAUAUAAUUAA
Balaenoptera ricei (Rice's whale) is the source of this 4184-nucleotide messenger RNA. It is a transcript of the gene PCMTD1, whose product is annotated as protein-L-isoaspartate (D-aspartate) O-methyltransferase domain containing 1. The transcript is spliced from 8 exons. Bases 280 to 1524 code for a protein of 414 amino acids. Gene Ontology annotation, biological process: protein modification process. Gene Ontology annotation, molecular function: protein-L-isoaspartate (D-aspartate) O-methyltransferase activity. Lineage: Eukaryota; Metazoa; Chordata; Mammalia; Artiodactyla; Balaenopteridae. Gene Ontology annotation, cellular component: cytoplasm. The record is from RefSeq and is a predicted model, not a curated record.